Aureobasidium uvarum is the source of this 1071-nucleotide messenger RNA. The record is from the annotation of a GenBank genome assembly. NCBI's taxonomy places the organism in Eukaryota, Fungi, Ascomycota, Dothideomycetes, Dothideales, Saccotheciaceae.
AUGAGUGCUCUAGGACAGGAUCUGUCUUGGUUGUUCGCGGGCAUCGGCGACGCUCGUAAUUUUUUUGCAACUUUGAUUCCUCUGAUUUCAUCGGAAGAGAAAGGGGAGGCUCCCAGCAGCAGACAUUUUCACUUCACUCUGAUCGACCUCAAUGCAACCGCUAUCGCCAGAGUCCUCAUAAUGCUGCAUUUGCUCGACCAAACCGAUGACACAGAAGCACUGGCUUGCAUGAUCUACGUUUUCGGCUCCUACGUGAUGCCAUCUUUCGCAUACGAAAAGCUUCAGCAGACGAUAUCUGCUUUGAUUGACGGACUCCAGAGAGAGUCUCCUGUUCAAGACUGGGUUUACUUGGCAGAGCAUCAACGGCCGGCGAUUUUACACCAUCUGCAUGCAUGGAAGACAAGUCUGAAUGGCAAGUAUAAUACUCGCAACUUGCGCCAGAGUAGCCUGAAGAAUGCCACCAUCAGCAAGACGCGCCGCAAGAAAACUCUCGAUGAGCCUGAAGAGCCACUCACAUUCUGUGAGUAUGAUGACAUGCUGUUCUGGACUUAUGGUAUCUUCAUGCCGGACGAUCUAGAACUACCGAACUGUGAGACAGAGCUGGCUGGCCUGGCCGCAAUCCUCAGUACAGGCUUGAGCACACCCUCUUCAGUACCUGAUGAGAAGGCACUGAACAUCAUUGACAACACCUGGAAGCCGAACGUAACACUGGUGGACAUCAAUUGGGACUCGGUGCGGGACAGUGACUCUCCACAUUCGGAUCCUCCAGACUUCCAUUUUGAUUCGCCUGCUGUGCAUAAAGCUCUCUUCAAUCCGAGUGAAGAGGUCGCUGAGGGCUUCGGAAUAACCAGUUUUUGGGGUUGGUCCAACGUGUUCUUCCGCAGUGUUUCACAGGCGAUUGGUACUUUGCGCGAACGAUUGUGUGUCGAAGUUGUUCUCGGAGAAAUGAAUGAUUGCUUGGAACGACUACAACACGACGCGUGGACUUCGAGAGGCGACAAGCAAGGCAAAUUUGAACCAGCACUCUUUCCCAGGACCUACAACCGCAUCCACAUGAGCAAUGUUCCGUAA